This is a messenger RNA of Anoplopoma fimbria (sablefish), 4573 nucleotides long. RefSeq names its product terminal nucleotidyltransferase 5A-like. NCBI's taxonomy places the organism in Eukaryota, Metazoa, Chordata, Actinopteri, Perciformes, Anoplopomatidae. Gene Ontology annotation, biological process: mRNA stabilization. The record is from RefSeq and is a predicted model, not a curated record. The transcript is spliced from 2 exons. Bases 638 to 1879 code for a protein of 413 amino acids. Gene Ontology annotation, molecular function: poly(A) RNA polymerase activity; RNA binding.
UGGAGUGGGACCUCUGUGGCAUCACGCAGUACCGACGAGCAACAAACGGGCAAAAUGUAAAGGGAAAAGCAGCCUUACACCACUUUUCGAAAGUAGGUGUGCAGUGGGGGAAAGUAUAGGAGUCUUUAAACGCGUGCGUAAAGUUGUCGUUACGCAGCAGGGACGCGCAAUAAUCUGCGCGUAAAAAGUGAGUCAAAGUGGACAGAAGUAAAAGAAAAAACUUUCACGAAGCGAUGGAUGCGUCAGUGAGCCUUUUGGGACGUAAUGAAGAGCUGACAGUGUGAGGGACAUUCGUUUCGACCAUUUACAGUCGGUGUCCAUGCCUUUCCAGAGUUUGGAGACAGCAGAUCCUGAGCAGUGACUAAGCCGCACGGCUGGGAAGCUAAAAUAAAUUGAAUUUGUCUGGACUUCAGAGUUUAUGUAAGAAGUAGGACAAGCACAACAACGCACGACUCGUUCCGUCCGUCGUGCGUAAAGACGCGUCGCCGUCCGGCAGCAUCUUGUUGUAAUGACAGACGUCGGCUCUGAACCUCCAAUUCUUCACAAAGUCGCAGCCAGCUGAUGCCACGACUCCAGCAGGAGUUUGUGGAAAGUUUUUUUCUCGUUUACAUCCUUCCCGUCUAUACCUCUUCUCAACAUGGACGAAGGUGUGGAGGCUGCUGCGGCCGACGGCUGCUCGGACGGGGAGAGCAUCAACCUCAGCGUGCUCAACUGGGAGCAAGUGCAGAGGCUGGACACCAUCCUCACCAGCUCCAUCCCCAUCCACGGCCGCUGGAGCUUCCCCACUCUGGAGGUGAAGCCAAGAGACAUCGUCAAGGUGGUCCGGAGCCGCAUGGAGGAGAAGCGGAUCCACGUCCGGGAGGUGCGUCUGAACGGCUCCGCAGCCAGCUACGUCCUGCACGAGGACAGCGGUCUAGGGUGGAAAGAUCUGGACUUAAUAUUCUGCGCCGAUCUGAAAGGAGAGAUGGAGUUUCAGAUAGUGAAAGAUAUCGUGCUGGCCUCUCUUCUGGACUUCUUGCCAGAGGGAGUGAAUAAGAAAAAGAUCACACCAGUGACCUUAAAGGAGGCUUACGUGCAAAAGAUGGUGAAAGUGUGCAAUGACUCGGACCGCUGGAGUCUCAUCUCCCUCUCCAACAACCGCGGCAAGAACGUGGAGCUCAAGUUCGUUGACUCUCUUAGGCGGCAGUUUGAGUUCAGCGUGGACUCCUUCCAGAUCCGCCUGGACUCACUUCUGCUCUUCUACGAGUGCUCGGAGCACCCCAUGGCCGCCACCUUCCACCCCACGAUUCUCGGGGAGAGCGUUUACGGCGACUUCCCCACCGCCCUCGAUCACCUGCGCAAGCGCCUCAUCUGCACCCGGAGCCCCGAGGAGAUCCGAGGCGGGGGUCUGCUGAAGUACUGCCACCUGCUGGUGCGUGGUUUCCGUGCCGCUUUCGACACCGAGAUGAAGCUGCUGCAGCGCUACAUGUGCUCGCGCUUCUUCAUAGACUUCCCCGACGUGAGCGAGCAGAGGCGGAAGCUGGAGUCCUACCUGCAGAACCACUUUGUGGACCUGGAGGACAGGAAGUACGACUAUCUGGCCACGCUGUACGAAGUGGUGCAGGAGAGCACCGUGUGCCUGAUGGGCCAUGAGAGGCGUCAGACGCUCAGCCUCAUCUCCUCGCUGGCGCUGCGGGUCCUGGCCGAGCAGAACGCCAUCCCCAACGCCGCCAACGUCACCUGCUUCUACCAGCCGGCUCCUUACGUCUCGGACGGCAACUUCAGCAACUAUUACGUAGCGCAGGUUCAGCCGAUCUACCCCUGUCCGCCCUCCUUUCCCCAGCAUUACGUUCCUCCUCAGCACCAUCCUAUGUACGGCACCUGGUUACCCUGUAACUAAACUCCGUGUGGGUUCAUGCACUUUUGUGUAACUGGUGGAACCUCCUUAAUAGGUGGUGAAUGGUAAUCAUUUUAUCUCUUUCUUGAGAUGGGAAAUUGAGGGAAAUGAGAGAAGGAAGAACAUGGGAAUUAGACAGAUAAAAGGAGAGAAUACGGAAGCACAGGAAAUGAGGGUAAGGAACCUGGAUCAGGGCAGAGGGCCAGAGAAAGGCUUUUCCCCGGGGGCAGAGUGCCACAGCAGGAGGAGCUGAGGCACAGGGAAGGAUGCCAGUAAGGGAGGCUGACCAAUUUCUGUGUGGGGUUCUCUCCUGGAAGAUCUAUUUGGUAGAUCAUCGAGGUGAACAACAGCCUGUAUACGGUGAUAUGUUUCUUGUCUGCUGUGAGUUACGGCUCGGAGGAACUCACAUUUGAAAAGAUAAACGUGUGAGAUCCGCAUCCUCUUCACAUGAGAAACCAAAACUAUCUCACAUUCACCCGCAGAGAGUAGCCGAGGACACAUGACAUGCAGAAGAUGUCGAUUCAAGUUCAAUCAACGGCGAGUUUCUGACAUUGUCCAUUUGCACUGUGUUUCUACGGGACUCCUUUUCACAGACAAUGCAAAAUGAGGAAUUGGAUACUGUUUACUUUUCCAAAGAUCUACUUUGAUACUCAACUUUAUCUGAAUUCUGAGACCAAAAAAAACAACAAAACAAUGCAUGCUUUAUUUCUGUACAGGAAUAAUUUUCUUUAAGUGCCUAGAUGAAGCCUAAAGGGAAGAGAUAUUUUAUUGUGAUUCUUUAUCUGUUGAUUUUUAAGGUGAUAAUGAAUGUACAGUGGAACAGAGAGUUUACCCAUGCAAGAGUAAGGGUCUCUUACACUGAGGCAAGUUUUAGCUUUACCAGCUGAUUAUUAUUUUUUUGACCAUGUUUAGCUAAAGACUCUGCUCUUAUCUGCAGUCCCGCUCGACGAACACACAUCCUGAUUACCAAAGAGGAAGUAGCAACAUAAUCUCAUCAUCGCUAGUGAGAGGGGGGAGGUGGAGGUUGGGUCAAAAUGCUUAUUAGAGUAUGAGAGAAGUGAAGAAAAGAAUUAGGUUUGGCAGCAAGAGAGAAAACGAGAGAGAAUAAACUGCUCUUAUCUGCAGUUUUAUUGGAUUGCCAAAUUAGGUACUCAAGUGCUCAGCUUGAUAAAAUGAAAAAGAUAAGAAAAGAGAUAAUGUGAUCAUCUGUCGGGGACAAUGAAAGGUAUUUGGAUAUGUGUAAGAUUUGCUCCUUAUGCAUUUCAAAAUGCAUCUCCAUCACGUGGAGUCUAUGUCAAAAUGUUCUUGUGAAACUGUAAUCCAUAUUAAUUAACAGAUCUGAAAUGUACAACUCACGCUUAAUUAAAAGGUACCCUGAGAAGUUUUCAUGUAAAGAACAAAAGUUAUGUUUACAUUAAGUCUCACCAAAACGCUUUGUGUGAUUCUUUUGAUACUUUUAAUAACUACAUAAGUGUUAAGGUUACUUUCUUCUGUUUAAAAUUUUUGCAAAGAUGAUUUUUGGAAUAUUUUAAACAUAGCAGGCUUUUUCUUCACUGCCUAUUAUGGGAGGAUGAGUAAUCCAUGAAAUAGUGUUAAAUUGAUACGCAUGGUUACACAUUUUCAUGUACCUCAGGGGCCCACUGGUUAAAAAAAGAGAAAAAAAAAGACAUCACUCCAUAGCGAUACUAGUGGUGAAAACUUUACAGGGCACCUUUAAGAUUCAAUAAAUAUGAAACGUUAAAAAAGCACCAAUUUGUUUGAAAUUGAUUCUGAAACAGGGACAACCAGUUUCCUCAAAUUACACUGGAAAGUUAUUAUUUUCUUCUUCUUAUCAAAUAUAUACAAUUAUGAUUUUUCAACAUAAUUUGUACACAGUUUAGAAAUAUUUUGACAUGCUGUAUGCACUGUAAACAUGUGCAUACUUUCCACGUGUAAGAGAAAAAAAAAAGGGAUGUCUGCAAACAUCUGCAGGGAAAAACAAACUGCAUGUUUGUCGGUGGCGUUGAUGUUGGAGUAGAAGCAUACUAUUGGCAGAGUUAGAGGCCAAGCAGAGGAGAAUAUUUUCAGAGAAUGUGCUUCAUGUCGCCUAUAAAGUUUAAAUACAAUUUUGGAAUGUGUGGAAAUUUGGGCUGCAUGAGCAGAUCAUAUCUGUUGAAAUGUCAUCUCCUUUGAACAUUGAUAAGCACCAAACAAUGAGGAAAUAAUGCAAAAAAUUUACAGAUAAAGACCAUCACAUGGAUUUUUGAAAAUCAAUAUGAAAAAUAGUUUUUUUACACGAUGAUCUUGAAAAAAAAAACGGUUUUCAAGUUUAAGACACUCAGCGUAUUCUCUCGAACAUGUCAGAUCUCCUAUUUUUCUAUCAAUUCUCUAUUUUUGUACAGUUUGUGUUUGGCUGAUGUAGCAGGCAGAUUCAAAGCUGUGUAGUUGAGUAUUUUGUGAUGUGUGUGCGAAUUUGUGUUUUAUUUUGGCUGCUGCAGAGCAGUACAGGUGGACAUGGAGGCUAUGCUGAGAUGCAGAAUUAGCUUGUGUUCAUUGUAUGUGUGCCCUGAGCUGUUUCAUAUGGGUUUUCUGUUGCUCUAAAGAGAUUGUUUCACUGUUCUUCUUAUUUUUAACUGCUGUCCUGUUGGGACAUGAAAAUAAUGAUCUGAUAAUUGUGUCAAAGGUGGCAAACUUCAGAAUUAAAAAGCAAAAAUACCA